This is a messenger RNA of Medicago truncatula (barrel medic), 1012 nucleotides long. RefSeq names its product receptor-like protein EIX2. NCBI's taxonomy places the organism in Eukaryota, Viridiplantae, Streptophyta, Magnoliopsida, Fabales, Fabaceae. The coding region runs from base 276 to 746 and encodes 156 amino acids. Gene Ontology annotation, molecular function: protein binding. The record is from RefSeq and is a predicted model, not a curated record. The transcript has a single exon.
UUUCAGGGAACAAUUUAGUUGGCAACAUUCCUGAUUGCUGGAAUUCAACUCAAAGAUUGAAUGAGAUAAACCUCUCAUCGAACAAAUUAUCAGGUGUUAUUCCAAGCUCGUUCGGUCAUCUUUCAACUUUGGCAUGGCUGCAUUUGAAUAAUAACAGUCUUCAUGGGGAGUUUCCAUCAGUCUUGAGGAAUUUAAAGCAACUGUUAAUCUUAGAUAUUGGAGAUAAUAAAUUGUCAGGGACUAUACCUUCAUGGAUAGGUGACAUUUUCUCCUCAAUGCAGAUUCUCAGGUUAAGACAAAACAAGUUCCAAGGUAAUAUUCCAUCACAUCUAUGCAAACUUUCAGCAUUGCAAAUCUUGGACCUAUCCAACAACAUUUUGAUGGGGUCAAUCCCUCACUGCGUUGGGAAUCUUACAGCAAUGAUUCAAGGAUGGAAACCAUUCGUUUCCUUUGCUCCCGGUGAGUUGAGGUAUAUUGAAUGGUAUGAGCAAGAUGUCAGCCAGGUCAUUAAAGGAAGAGAAGAUCAUUAUACAAGAAAUUUGAAAUUUGUGGCCAAUGUGGAUUUAUCAAACAACAGUUUGACUGGAUCUAUUCCAAAAGAAAUAACUCUUCUUACUGCUUUACGAGAACUAAAUCUGUCACACAAUCAUCUGUCAGGUGAAAUUCCUACAGCCAUAGGGGACAUGGAGUCACUUGAAUCUUUGGACCGGUCAACUUUCAGGCCCAAUUCCAUACACCAUGUCUAAUUUAACUUUUCUAUCUGUACUAAACUUGUCCUACAACAACCUUUCAGGACCGAUUCCACAAGGAAACCAGUUCUUAACACUUAAUGAUCCAUCUAUUUAUGUUGGCAACAAAUAUCUUUGUGGUGCACCACUGUCGAAUCAUUGCCAUGUUGAUGAUAGAGAUGAAAGUGGAGAUGAUGAUGAUAGUAAACAUGAUAGAACUGAGAAAUUGUGGUUUUACUUUGUGGUAGUACUUGGGUUUGCUACUGGGUUUUGGGUCUUUAUUG